Molecule: messenger RNA, 2065 nt
Organism: Scomber scombrus (Atlantic mackerel)
Lineage: Eukaryota; Metazoa; Chordata; Actinopteri; Scombriformes; Scombridae
Gene: cldn11a
Product: claudin 11a
Exons: 3
Coding region: 207-866 (219 amino acids)
Biological process (GO): cell adhesion; bicellular tight junction assembly
Cellular component (GO): bicellular tight junction; plasma membrane
Molecular function (GO): structural molecule activity
Source: RefSeq, a predicted model, not a curated record
AGCCCAAUUGAUGGAAUUACUGAACUGGAAGAGUCAACUUUAACACUGGAUUAAUUUGUGUGCGGGAAUAUAAAUCAGAAAGUCAGAGUUGGUGUUUUAUCAUUCCACAUUUAUUUCAUUUUUAACAUUUUUAUACAGCUUUACUUUUGAGUUUAUAACGGUCUCUGAACCCGGGACAGAUCUGGUCUUUACGCACAGUUUGCGCCAUGGCGAACCCAUGUCUCCAAUUGACCGCCUGUCUCCUCAGCUGCCUCGGCUGGCUGUGCAUCGUGAUCGCGACAGCCACCAAUGACUGGGUGUAUAUGUGUAAAUACGGGGUGAACACCUGCAAAAAGAUGGAUGAGCUGGAAGCCAAGGGUCCCUGGGCGGACUGUGUCCUUUCCACAGGACAAUACCACUGCAUAGUGCUAACGCAGAUUAUGGACCUGCCAGCCCACAUCCAGGUAACUCGUGCCUUGAUGGUCACAGCUUCGAUCCUGGGUCUCCCAGCAGUUGGGAUACUCCUCAUGUCCAUGCCCUGCAUCAACCUGGGCAGCGAACCACAGAGCUCCAAGAACAAACGCACCAUCCUGGGAGGAGUCCUUAUACUCAUAAUUGCAAUGUGUAGUAUGGUGUCUACAGUGUGGUUUCCCACCGGGGCCCACCAUCUGUAUGGCCUGAUGUCGUUUGGCUUCUCCCUCUACAUUGGCUGGGUUGGCACCAUCUUCACCCUAUUGGGUGGGUGUAUUCUCACCUGUUGCUCCUCAGAGCCUUCUUCCUCAUCCCGCUCCUACCACGACAACAAGCGCUUCUACAGCUCCAAACCGGGAGGUGACAGUCUGGCAGCCACUACUUCUGCCAAUCACGCAAAGAGUGCCCAUGUCUGACAUGGAACAGAUUCUGAAUCCCAAGUGGAUGUGUAGUGGACUGUAUGUAUAUAGGGAGAGAUACACACAAGCACACAUACUCACAAACAUAUAUGUUCACAUACAACUACAGUUACAUGAAACCUUUAAUGGAAGAGGCAGAGACAGAUGUGCGCAAUCAUCCAUGUUGGUUUAUGUGCAGGAAAAUACACACAUUCUUGAAUGAGAAAACAAACAGUUCACACAUCCAAACACACAAAGGCUGUUUUUGUUGGAGCUCCUUUUUAUCCAAUGGAUUGUUUUUAUAUCGCAGAGCUCAUCUUCCAGCCUACUCAUGUUGGGUGUGGUAUGGACUCACCCCGUUUUUACAUACAGUACAGCUCCUGAGUAACUGCCUGCACUGCAGCCUGAGGUCCUAAUCACCACAGGCUUGUGGACUGAGAUAUUGAUCUUUUAUAUUACUUAUAUUUUUCUAUGCAAAUGCUCAUAGAGAUUACGAGUGCCUUUGUUAAAAAAUGUUUUUUUAAAAUCAUAUGAAAUAAUGAUUUGUUAUUUUAAUAAGAGCAGGGUAUGAAAGUGUUACAUUUGGAAAUGAAAAUGGGUUCACUAACAUUGUUUGUGUACAUUGAUUUUUUUCUUUGACUGUAUUGUAUAACCCUCCAGUGCAUUUGCCUCUUGAGUGAUAGAUUUGAUUAUAGAACGUAGCCACUGCAGGAUGGGGACAUACAUUUCACAGGAAAGCUCUAGCCAGCAGUGUUAUAGACUGUAUUAACACCAAAUGGUGCACUCUAUCAUUUGUGGCAGAAAGUUAUAUCUUGUGGCAUGGGUGCGCUCCUCUGGAGUCAUGGUAUGUGCACUGACUUGGCAAAACGAAUGAAUUAUACAAAAACAUUUCUCUGUGACUAAUAUGCUUCUAUCUUAAGUUUGAAUUACAAAUGAGUGAUUAAAGAAAAGCAGUUAAUCAUGUAACUGUGGAAUUAUACAUUUCCAUUUAACAUCUUCACAUGGAAUAAUUCUUAAACAGAUCUGUAGCUUAGUGUGUACAAAAAAAUCAGUGUUAUGUAGAUUAGCUUGUCUUUAAGGAAAGUGAGGACUUGAAUGCUCAAUAUCUAAAAAAAUGCUCUGAACACAGACAAUCUGAUACAAUAUUAUCCAACCAGAUGGAAUCUGAUAUUUUCCACUCAGAUCCUUGUGGAAGCAAUGUUAGCUAUGAUUAUUUA